AUCCCUCCCCUCUCUUACGCUUCUACCCUCCCCACGCUUUCACGACUUCAAAACACUACAACCUCCUCUCCUCUCUAUUCCGCCUCAAUCCAAUACAGAAUUGAGGUAAAUAUUCUUCUUCUACCUCCCGACCCUUUCCUUUUCUUCACCACUGCUACUAUAUCGAAAACACUACCCGGAGUUCGCGUCCAGACCCGAAACGACACCACAGCGUCAUUGCUGUUCAGCAUCAUUAUCACCCAAUUUAUUCUUAACACUGGCUGAACCUCGAUAUUCAAUAUUCAACAUUAGCGAUCAAAUUCACCCAAUUGAUCACUCCAGGCUGGGCAGUUCACCCUGAGACUGAACUGGCCAUAUCCGCUUCAUACGUUUUGUCGUAAACGUCUGUCUGCGACACAUUGGUCUCACCGAUCGGCAAACAACUACCGUUGACGGCCAUUAUCUGCUCCCAAAUCCAACGCCAUAUUGGCAACUUUGUGCCUUGCCCAGGAAAUCUUACUGCUCUAUGCCGGCACUCGGCUUUCUCAAAAAGAUUCGGACGAAGGACGCGCCUGGACCCGACGGUACAGCUACGAAUGCGAACGACGCAGUAGAGCAGUCCACAAAACCCGCUGCAGGCGAUAAUCCCAACAAAACUGGCACAGCUGGGCAGGAACCGCAAGGCCAGAAGCCCCAGGAAAUUCCAGUAACUGCAACUAAAGCGGACCAGACGACCGCCGACGGAGUCCCGAUGACGCCAGGGACGGACUACCAACAGUAUGCGCCUUCACCUCAAACUCAGCCACAGGAAGAGAAGAAGCACUAUCUACCUCACAUCCACAACCUAAUACAUCCCAACCAAAAUGAAAACACUGGCCAGACAAUGACAAACCAGGCUUCCCCAGCAGGAGCGGUAGCUCAGCAGCAAGUCAGAAGUACCAAGGGCAAGUACAGCCUGACGGAUUUCGAUCUCCGGCGAACUCUAGGUACCGGAAGUUUUGGCCGGGUUCAUCUCGUGCAGUCAAAACAUAAUCAAAGGUACUAUGCUGUUAAAGUAUUGAAGAAGGCCCAGGUGGUCAAGAUGAAGCAGGUUGAGCAUACCAAUGAUGAGCGCUUGAUGCUGCAGGAAGUCAAGCAUCCAUUUUUGAUAACACUAUGGGGAACAUUCCAAGACUCCAAGAAUAUCUAUAUGGUCAUGGACUUCGUCGAAGGUGGUGAACUGUUUUCGCUCCUCAGAAAGUCGCAGAGGUUUCCCAACCCCGUGGCAAAGUUUUAUGCUGCCGAAGUUACUCUCGCCCUGGAAUACUUGCACUCAAAGGACAUCAUUUACCGAGACUUGAAGCCCGAAAACUUACUUCUGGAUCGCCAUGGACAUCUCAAGAUCACUGAUUUUGGAUUUGCGAAGAAAGUACCAGAUAUCACGUGGACUCUUUGUGGGACACCUGACUACCUGGCUCCAGAAGUGGUUUCCAGCAAAGGAUACAACAAAUCUGUCGACUGGUGGUCUCUUGGCAUCCUGAUUUUCGAAAUGCUUUGCGGUUAUACACCAUUCUGGGAUGGUGGCUCCCCUAUGAAGAUCUACGAGAAUAUUCUUAAGGGGAAAGUGAAGUAUCCUCCGUACAUCCAGCCACCUGCCCAGGAUUUGUUGCAACAACUGAUCACCGCUGAUCUGACAAAACGGCUGGGAAAUUUGCACGGCGGUGCUGAGGAUGUGAAGAGACAUGCAUGGUUUGCCGAAGUCACAUGGGACAGGCUCGCAAAGAAGGACAUCGAUGCACCAUAUGUCCCACCUGUCAAGGCUGGUGUUGGUGAUGCCAGUCAGUUCGACAAGUACCCAGAGGAAACCGAGCAAUACGGAGCUGUAGGACCGGAUGAACAUGGCCAUUUAUUCACAGACUUCUAAACUCUCAAAGCUCACCGAUGCGGUAGAGGAGUACAUUUAUCCGAUUAAAGAACAUUUUUUAUUCACGGCAAGGAUAGAUUCUUGAUGCACACCAACUCGGUUUCCUCAUGGUUGGGAAUGCACGAAGCACAUAUGAUGCAAUGAAUGGAUGAAUGAGACGUGAAGGGCAUGUUGCAUGUCGUGAAGCUGGGGGAUGAACCAUUAUUACCGUUGCACAAUAGCGUUAUUACAGGCUAUCAUAACUUACACCAGGCUUGCGAAUAUUGCAUGUCAUUUUUGGGUAGUUAGACGGGCAUUGGGAAGGUUGGUUUUGGGGUGUGGGCAGCAAACUUAGCAUCAAAUAUGAAAUGUGUUAUCAUUUGCAUCUUGCUAUACUUGGAAGGACGGAAUCACAGCACGGAUCGAUCGGGCAGCAGACUUAGCAUUAAAUAUGAAAUGGGUUAUCAUUUG
Pseudogymnoascus verrucosus is the source of this 2332-nucleotide messenger RNA. It is a transcript of the gene PKA1, whose product is annotated as camp-dependent protein kinase catalytic subunit. Bases 506 to 1882 code for a protein of 458 amino acids. Gene Ontology annotation, molecular function: ATP binding; cAMP-dependent protein kinase activity. Gene Ontology annotation, cellular component: cAMP-dependent protein kinase complex; nucleus. The transcript is spliced from 4 exons. Lineage: Eukaryota; Fungi; Ascomycota; Leotiomycetes; Thelebolales; Thelebolaceae. The record is from RefSeq and is a predicted model, not a curated record. Gene Ontology annotation, biological process: peptidyl-serine phosphorylation.